AUGGCCCGCGACAAGAACGCGCCGUUGGCGGCUGACACCGCGUUCACCAGCUCCGUACAGUCCCCCUCGCUUGCGUCCCACCUGGCAGAUCCGGAGAAGUCCGUGCCGUCGUCCCAACAUGCUUCGAUUCAGGAGGAUGUUGGCGACCGGCCUACCAUCGAUAUGACGCACCGAAAGCUGAAGCCAAGGCAUAUCCAGCUGAUUGGAAUCGGAGGCUCAAUUGGAACAGCACUGUUCGUGCAGAUUGGAAAAGGCCUGCUAAGUGGUGGGCCUGGGAGUCUUUUUCUAGCGUUCACGUUGUGGUACGUUUUGCCCCCGGGAUGUUUCUUCUUCUUCCUCCGUGUGUGGUAA
Molecule: messenger RNA, 351 nt
Organism: Ophidiomyces ophidiicola
Lineage: Eukaryota; Fungi; Ascomycota; Eurotiomycetes; Onygenales; Onygenaceae
Product: general amino acid permease agp2
Exons: 1
Coding region: 1-351 (116 amino acids)
Biological process (GO): amino acid transmembrane transport
Cellular component (GO): membrane
Molecular function (GO): amino acid transmembrane transporter activity
Source: RefSeq, a predicted model, not a curated record